AUGUCGCACUACCGAUUCAUCUCCCUAGCUACCAAGCCCUCCGCUCAGCUCAGCUACAGUUUCCACCCCGCCGGGGGCGCCGCCAAGCAGCCCGCUCUAGUCGUCUUCGUCAACGGCCUCGGACUCCCGCAGACCUCCUGGGAGGGCGUCAUCGCGCGCCUGCAGACCCAGCCUCCCGCCGCCGGCCUGCCAGCGAUGCUAACCUACGACCGGUACGGCCAGGGCCAAACCACCGACCGAGACCCCGCCGACAGCACCGCCGAGGACCCCACGCACGGCCACGACACAUUGACCGUGGUCCGGGACUUGCACCAGCUACUCACCCAAGUGGCCGCGGAGAAGAUGGGCGUCGCCAACCUCAGCGAACUACCGCUCAUCCUAGUGUCCAACUCAAUCGGCGGCGCAUUGGCCCGCCUCUAUGCCCAGGAAAACCCCGGCACCGUCGCCGGACUCCUGUUCCUGGACAGCGUGCUCGCCAACUCCGACUUCAUCUCCAUCUACCCGGACCCGGAGGCGGCCGGGUUCGAUCCGCGCAGCUUGCCAGAAGGGGUAGACGCGGAGGCGAUCCGCGCCGCAAGAGCCUACAUGCAACGCGUCUUCCACCCCAGCAACGGCAGCCGCGAGGGUCUGAGCCGACGCAACCUGGCGCAGCUCUUGCCGGCCAGCGACGGGCCCAGGUUGCAGGGCCCGGACGGCCGCGGGCCCUGGGUGACGGUGGUGGGCCAUGAGUUCGAGACGUUUCAGGUGGAAUUCGAGAAGAUGGGCGGCGCGCCUCCGCGGCUCACGCAGCUCUACCUGAAUCCCUACUGGCAUCGGUUCAAUGAGGGGCUGGCGAGGCUGACCGACGCGGAGCGGAGCAAGGGCCCGCUUCAGGCGCCGGGGGCCGGGCACUUUGUCCAGAAGGAUAAUCCGGCCUUUGUUGCGGAUGAACUGCGUGAGAUGCUUGACAAAGCUGUGUGA
This is a messenger RNA of Aspergillus fijiensis CBS 313.89, 960 nucleotides long. Its product is annotated as alpha/beta hydrolase. NCBI's taxonomy places the organism in Eukaryota, Fungi, Ascomycota, Eurotiomycetes, Eurotiales, Aspergillaceae. The record is from RefSeq and is a predicted model, not a curated record. The transcript has a single exon. The coding region runs from base 1 to 960 and encodes 319 amino acids.